CGGGCUGUCAAUCAAGAGGCGCACGACCGACGAGCUACUGCAGGUGCAAAGCUGGGCACUGGGCUAAGGCUGCUGCUGCUGAGGAUAAAACACACAUUUCAAGAUGGCGUCUGCAAAUGCCACAUAUGGACAGAAGGAGUCUUCGGACCAGAACUUUGAUUACAUGUUUAAAAUCCUCAUCAUUGGGAACAGCAGUGUAGGAAAGACGUCCUUCCUUUUCCGCUAUGCAGACGACUCCUUCACGCCGGCCUUCGUCAGCACAGUGGGCAUCGACUUUAAGGUCAAGACCAUCUACAGAAACGACAAGAGGAUAAAGCUGCAGAUCUGGGACACUGCUGGUCAGGAGCGCUACAGGACGAUCACCACAGCUUACUACAGGGGAGCCAUGGGCUUCAUCCUCAUGUAUGACAUCACCAACGAGGAGUCCUUCAAUGCGGUUCAAGACUGGUCCACCCAGAUCAAGACAUACUCAUGGGACAAUGCCCAGGUCCUCCUGGUGGGGAAUAAGUGUGAUAUGGAGGACGAACGAGUGGUGGCUGCAGAAAGGGGCCGGCAGCUCUCAGAACAGCUGGGUUUCGAGUACUUUGAGGCGAGCGCUAAAGAUAACAUAAAUGUGAAGCAGACCUUUGAGCGGCUGGUGGACAUUAUCUGCGAGAGGAUGACAGAGACUCUGGACAACACCGACCCGGCCGUCACCGGAGCCAAACAGGGGCCACAGCUCACCGAGCAGCCACAGAGGUCUAGUCAGGAUUGUGCUUGUUAAACACGAACACACUGUUUACUUUCCUUGUAUCUACAUGCAAGUUUACGUUUUAUUUUUUUUUCAUAUGUCUCUCACUUUUCCUUUUUAAGUUAAAGCAACUGUAUCACACCCAAACACUGCCACACAGAGAAACACAACCUGGCUGCUUUACAUUCAUUCCACCUAUCGCACUAUACCAAAAGCUCUAAACCCUUAAAGUUGAUGUUUUUCUGAGGUAUCAUCUUUAAAGUUGUUUAUUAUCAACAGGGGAACAUCCCAGGUUUUCUUUCUUUCUUAUUGGUGAAUCAACACUAUAUUGUAUCACACCAAGUCAUCAGAGCAGUCAAUCCUUACACCGUAUUGACAUCUCAGCAGGUUUUUUCUUAAACAUGGUUAAAAACAAAGGGGGAUAUUUAGGCGAUCUUUAAUUCCCCCCUUUUUAGAAUUCACAGCCUCAAACUUAGAUGGAUUCAAUCAGUUCCAUUUCCUUUAAAUAGUCCCAUUGGAAAUCUACUGUAUGUGUGUUGCUGUGGAUAGCUGUGCUGUUUGUUUUUAACACUUAUGAAAUUGGUUGUGUCUUGUUUUGAGGAGGUGAAAUCACUCCUCAUUCCUGAGUGUUGUGGUUGAGCUUCAGGUAAUUAUGGACCAAGUCUGAUGUCUAAAAAAGGGGUCAUUGAAAAGUUUCUUUCAUGUACUUUUAGUUUAAAAAAAAAAAUCAUGCAUAUCAGUUUGCUGGACAAGUAGACCCUUUCCCACAUCUCACAUUCCUUUCCUUAUUUAUUUUUCUGUUAUCUUAACUGAAUGGCAGUCUCAGUUUCUGUGUUGAUCCAGUGUAAGGAGCUCCACAGCAAAUGAAAGGUUUUUUUUUUUACAUUUUUGUUACUUUUUUAAGUCUCAUUAAAAGGAACAAGAAGAGUGUGUAAAUGUCUAAAGAUAUGAAUAUGUAACAUAUACAUAUUUAAUUAAUAUAUAAUACAAUGAUGAUGUGUUAGAAUAUUGGAUUCCUGCCUGUGCAUUAGGAGGACGUGCAUGUUGUUGAUGUUUUUAACUGGUUCUGGCUGACUGGAUGGUUGUUUGUAUGAUCUGUUGUCUCAGUUUUAAACCCACCUGUCUUACAGUGUUACCUCUCAGAGGUACCAUGUGAAGUCUGUGGCCCCUUCUCAUUUUAUUUACUGUCAGUCACUGUAGUGUGAAACAUGCACUCACUAGACAGGCACAUGGGAGCACAGAUAUAUCCCAGAUCCACCAUCUCCAAUUAGCUUUGGUAAAAAGAAAACGUUAUCUUUAUGUUUUGGGGGGAAACAUGAUGUUUUUAAAAGCAUGUUAAAUGUCAAAAUGUGACUUUUAUUUCUCUCUGAUGCUCGUGUGUACAGUACCAAACCUCCUGUAUGUCUUGCAUUCACAGAUGAGCUGAGGCAUGCAAAAUAUCUUCAACACCUAAGUUAUUUCAAAGUAUGAUGUAUUUAUUUUGUAUUACUUGUAACUUUAUUUAUUUUUGAGAUUUUGUUCUUCUUAGAUGAUGCAUUGCAACCUGCACUCUGCUUUUUAAAGAGCUGUUUGAUUGUAUUCAACCUCUUCAACCGUCCCAGCUUUUAAUAUGAAAACAUAUUUGUGUUUACAGUGGAAAAAAAAAGUUUCAGAUGCUUCCUCAAGAGGAGAGUUAAACAUUCCAGUGUAAGAAUCUCUUAUCAUGUCAACACAGCUUUGGCAGGAAGUUUGUUUGUCUUUUGAUAUCAGUCGUGUAGCUUUUAAGACUUAGUAGGACUGUUCUCACAGAGCAAUAGCAGUGUUUUUCCCUCCACACCCAAAUAAUCAGCAACGUACAAUCCUGCUGAAUGUUUUUAAUACAAGUUCUGUGCUCGGGUGUGUGAAUGUACAGUUUGUAUUGAGGCUGUAUUGAUUAUUAUUCUUUUCCAAAGAGAUCCAGAGAAUGCAUUUGGAGCCAAAAAAAGGAGCAUCUUGUUCUUGUCCUUGUCGGCGUCUGCUAGCCUUGCACUGAAAAACCUGUCAGGUAGAGUUUUCCUGCUCUGUGCAGAAGCUUCAAAAAAAGGGAAAAUGUUUUGAAAGUUCUCUGAAUACUUUGAACACUUCAUUAAAAUAGUAAUUACUUACUGCAUUGGUUCACUUUUGACUUGUAUGUUAUCUCUUUUUGUUACUUUAUUUAUUGUGUUUUGCUACAGCUGUAAACUUUCCUGACUUAGGAACAUGUAUCCUGUUCAACCGUCCUUCCCUUCCUCCUCGUCCCUCCCUGUCAGAAACAACACGUGUAAAUAGGAAAUUUUCUUCCCCACCAGGUAUUUAGUUGUGUGAAUUGUGCUGUACUUCUGUAAUGCCAGAUUUGCUAAAAUAACAAAUCAAUAAAGAAAUUCUUAAAGCU
Notolabrus celidotus (New Zealand spotty) is the source of this 3119-nucleotide messenger RNA. RefSeq names its product ras-related protein Rab-3A-like. Bases 104 to 763 code for a protein of 219 amino acids. Gene Ontology annotation, molecular function: GTPase activity; GTP binding. The record is from RefSeq and is a predicted model, not a curated record. Gene Ontology annotation, cellular component: synaptic vesicle membrane; synaptic vesicle; axon. Gene Ontology annotation, biological process: regulation of exocytosis; maintenance of presynaptic active zone structure; axonogenesis. Lineage: Eukaryota; Metazoa; Chordata; Actinopteri; Labriformes; Labridae. The transcript is spliced from 5 exons.